GGCAGAUAGAUGCCUGCUCCUGUGCAGGAGGGGUCUCCGUUUCUGAGGGAGGAGUUUGUUUGUAGAAGCUCUCUCUGGAUUUUAGCCUUCUCAGAUUCGGGGUAUUCAGGAGAGCAAGGACCAUUUUCUUUUGCUAACAUGCUUUCUGCCACUCACCCAGUUCUCGUGAUCUUCUUAAUCAUCGGAGGGACCAACGGAGACUCAGUGAACCAGACAGAAGUCCCAGUGGUUCUUCCAGAGGAGGCACCUAUGACUCUGAACUGCACUUACCAGACCACUUAUUCAGUUUCUGGUCUUUUCUGGUACGUCCAGUAUCUCAACAAAGCUCCUCAACUCCUCCUGAAGGGGUCAACUGCAAACCCGAGGCCCAAGGAGCAAGGUUUCCAGGCCACUCUGGUUAAGAGUGACAAGACCUUCCAUCUGCAGAAACGCUCAGUGCAAACAUCAGACUCGGCUGUGUAUUACUGUGCCGUGAGUGACACAGUGAGAGGGGCUGCAGGGGGAGCUGAGCACAAACCCAGAGGGCACAGGUGGGGACUGGCUGUGGGCUGCCCUGGGAGGGGGGGUUCUUCUCUGUCUCUGCUCUUGCAUGCUGGAGGCAUCCUCAGGGUAUUUCCAGCUCUGAUGCUCAGAGCCAGGAUCCUUGGAAUUCUUGGAUUGCUGGUCAGAGAGGAAUCUAGGCCAGGGCAGUUUAAGAGGAACCUAAGAGCUCGUCUCAGAAAUGCCUUUCUUCUCAGCCCAGCCUCUUUCCUCCAGAUGGCACAGAAUUCCAAGGAAGUGACACCAGCUCUGUUCCAUGACAUACAUGCUGAAAUAUUCCACAAGCUGUUAAGGAAAAUGCCCAUGGCACAUAGUUCAUGGACAAAUGCGUGUGACCUUGAAGCUAGUGCUUGUAUUUUACAGUUCAGACCAGGAUUGGGUGUUUGGCUGAGUUUUACUAGCAGACACUGCAUCUCUCUCUAGCAACUCAGAAAUUUGUUCUCUCUUUCCUUGAAUUCUUAAUUUUUUUUUAUUUUAGGACCGAACAUGCAGCAUAUGGAAGUUCCCAGGUGAGGGGUUGAAUCAGAACUGUAGCUGCCAGCCCAUACUACAGCCAUAGUCACGUGGGUUCCGAGCCUCUUCUGCGACCUGCACCUCAGCUCAUGCCAAUGCUGGAUCCUUAACACUCUGAGCAAGGCCAGGGAUGGAACCCACAUCCUCACGGAUACUAGUUGGGUUCAUUUCCACUGAGCCACAACAGGAACUCCUCUCUUGCCUUGACCUUUCAUUCCUUUGUGGUUGCUCCAGAAAUGCUGCUGCUAAGUAAGUUCCACGAGGCGAGCUUCCUGAGAACAUAUUCCUUCUCUCAAGGUCAAUGGGGAUCAGAUCAGCCUAGUCAGUAAACACUGCACUCAUGUAUGUCUUAACUGUGCUCUCAUACAUCCACCGUCUUCCUGUCAUCACGGCAGCUCUUACAGAACACUCAAUAAUCAUCCCACUUCUGGACUUGAGAUCUGUGCUUUGAGAAACUCUGGAUUCUGGACAUGGCCAGGACCGUGUAACCUAACAUCUUGUUUCUAUCAUGGCAUUUAUGCCUGUGGUCCUUCUGAAGUGAGUCCGAUUCAGUGGCCAACGAAACACUCAUGUGUUUGUUUAGGCAGAGACGAGGACACACAUGGACUCUUGUUCACUGGGACCCCAUGGGCUUACAAUAGUCCCUAGUUUCUCCACCAAAGGAACACAAACCAGAGAAAUGUGUGCCUCUCACGGAAACCCUUAGGGGACGUGGCUCAGCAAGAGACGCUUGUCCUAACACCCUGGAGAUCCCUGCACGUCCUCUGUCCUUUCUCCAUCUUGCAUGAUUCUCUGGGCUUGACAGGUCUGGGUGCAGGUUUUGCAGGGCCUGAAGCUUCUUUGAUUUCAGAAUUUUCUUUUUCCAGCAAAAGAAAUUAAAAUUAGAAAUACACAUUUCUGAGUCCCAGGAUAAUAAGUGGUCCUGAAAUACAAGCCUGUGUUGAUCCAUGUUAACUCAGCCCCUGUGGUCUUAUAAAGGUCACCUUCUUCUUCAAGACUGAGACAUAUCAUAAAAAAGAACAAAAUAAUGCCAUUUGCAACAACAUGGAUGGAACAAGAGACUCUCAUACUAAAUGAAGUGGAUAAGAAAGAGAAAGACAAACACCAUAUAAUACCACAUAUCUGGAAUCUAAUAUAUGGCACAAAUGAACAUUUCCACAGAAAAGAAACUCCUGGACUUGGAGAAUAGACUUGUGGUUGCCAAGGGGGAGGGGGAGGGAGUGGGAUGGACUGGGAAUCUGAGGUUAAUACAUGCAAACUAUUGCAUUUGGAGUGGAUAAGCAAUGAGAUCCUGCUGUAUAGCACUGGGAACUAUAUGUAGUCACUUGUGAUGGAGCAUGAUGGAGGAUAAUGUGAGAAAAGAAUGUGUAUAUUAUGUGUGUGACUGGGUCACCUUGCUGUGUAGGAAACUGACAGACCACUGUAAACCAAAUAUAAUGGGAAAAAUAAAACUCAUUCAAAACAUUUU
Molecule: messenger RNA, 2521 nt
Organism: Sus scrofa (pig)
Lineage: Eukaryota; Metazoa; Chordata; Mammalia; Artiodactyla; Suidae
Source: RefSeq, a predicted model, not a curated record